CACUCACUCACUCAGGUGCCGUCCGGUGCAGAGCCAAAUAGAGCUACAGCCUUCCAGCAAGAAAAACCCAAGACACAAAAAUCAAGAGGUCCAGCCAUGGAGGUGGCGAUGGUGGAGUGGUGGCCAUGGUUCGGAUCGGCGGUGGCGAGCACCAUCUUCCUAUGGUCCAUGGUGCAGAACCACAUCCCGGACGCCCUCCGCCUCAACCUCGCCGCUUUGGCCGCCAAGCUCACCGCCUACUUCAACCCUUACCUCCAGAUCACCAUCUCGGAGAACGGCGCCCAGCGCUGGAAGCGAAGCGAACUCUUCCUCGCCGUCGAGGCCUACCUGAGCGACGCAUGUGCCCGUCGCGCGCGCAGGCUCAAAGCUGAGCUCGGCAAGGACAGCAAGAACAUCCAGGUCUCCAUCGACGACCACGAGGGAGUCACCGAUGACUUCUCCGGCGCCACGCUCUGGUGGCACGCCUCCAAGCAGCGACCCAAGGCCAAUGUCAUCAGUUUGUACCCUGGCGAGGACGAGAAGCGCUUCUACCGGGUCACCUUCCAUAAGCGACACCACGACCUCAUCGUCGAUUCUUACCUGCCUUUCGUCCUCGGUGAGGGCCGCACCGUCAUUAUCAAGAACCGCCAGCGCCGCCUCUUCACCAACAAGGCCAGCGGCAGCUCGAGCCCUUACGGGGCCAAGAGCGCCUGGAGCCAUGUACCGUUCGAGCACCCGGCGACCUUCGACACCCUUGCCAUGAACCUGAAACAGAAGGAGGACGUCAUCGACGACCUCAUGGCAUUCCAAGAGAGCAAGGAGUACUAUGCUAAGGUCGGCAAGGCGUGGAAGCGCGGGUACCUCCUUUACGGCCCGCCCGGCACCGGCAAGUCCACUAUGAUAGCCGCCAUGGCCAACUUCCUCGACUACGACGUCUACGACCUCGAGCUCACGGCCAUCAACAACAACACCGAGUUGCGGAAGCUCUUCAUCGAGACGACGGGCAAGUCCAUCAUCGUCAUAGAGGACAUUGACUGCUCCGCUGACCUCACCGGAAAACGCCGCAAGGACAAGAAGGCCUCUCGCGACAAGGACUCCGAUGGCAACGACAAACCCAAGCUACCAAUCGAGCCAGAGAAGGAUGACGCGACCAAGGUGACGCUCUCUGGCCUGCUCAACUUCAUCGACGGGCUGUGGUCUGCGUGCGGCGGCGAGCGGAUCAUCAUCUUCACCACCAACUACAAGGAGAAGCUGGACCCGGCACUGAUCCGGCGGGGCAGGAUGGACAAGCACAUUGAGAUGUCUUACUGCCGCUUUGAGAGCUUCAAGGUACUCGCCAAGAACUACCUAGAUGUCGUCGGGCAUGAGCUGUUUGGGGAGAUUCAGCAGCUGCUCGAGGAGACCGACAUGUCGCCCGCUGACGUGGCGGAGAACCUGAUGCCCAUGUCCAAGAAGAAAAAGAGGGACCCUGACGUGUGCUUGGCAGGCCUCAUCGAGGCGCUCAAGCAGGCCAAAGAAGACGCGGCGGUCGCCAAGGCGAAGGAGGAAGAGAAGGCCAAGGAGGCUGAAGCGAAGAAAGCCAAGGAGAAAGAGGAGGCUGAAGUGAAGAAAGCCAAGGAGAAAGAGGAAGGGAAGGACAAAACAUCAGAGGAAGCCAUUGGAGACAACAUGCAAGCUGACAAGAUACAGGAGUAGAGUGAGCAUGUCCACUACAUGCUCCGUGACCAAGAGAUGCAGUGUUGGUUCAGAUAAGACAUAUAUCACUCAACUGAAAUAAAAUAAUGUAGCUUCCUUUUCUCAUUUGCUAAUUCACACAUGAAGCGACUGUUGUAAUGUUGCUAUAGGUAGAGUAAGUAGUACAAUACUACAUAAUCCCAACACUGUGUAUUUGUAAAUGCAGAACGAAACUUAGCUUGUUUGCAUAAGUACGCAUUUCCUCAUUUCUCUACGAAAGACAGCAGUCUGCCAGAAGUUGAAUUUA
Molecule: messenger RNA, 1960 nt
Organism: Triticum aestivum (bread wheat)
Lineage: Eukaryota; Viridiplantae; Streptophyta; Magnoliopsida; Poales; Poaceae
Product: AAA-ATPase ASD, mitochondrial
Exons: 1
Coding region: 97-1674 (525 amino acids)
Molecular function (GO): ATP hydrolysis activity; ATP binding
Source: RefSeq, a predicted model, not a curated record